Daphnia magna is the source of this 1107-nucleotide messenger RNA. RefSeq names its product zinc finger BED domain-containing protein RICESLEEPER 2. The coding region runs from base 1 to 549 and encodes 182 amino acids. Gene Ontology annotation, molecular function: protein dimerization activity. The transcript is spliced from 2 exons. Lineage: Eukaryota; Metazoa; Arthropoda; Branchiopoda; Diplostraca; Daphniidae. The record is from RefSeq and is a predicted model, not a curated record.
AUGGCCGAUCGGUUGCGACACGGAAUUCAACGUGUUUGGAAAGAUUAUGACUUGCAAACCAGCCACAGUCUGCCGUUGUCUAGUAACAACGGUACCGUUACUAGAAUCGAUUCUGGGAAUCGGUACAAAAGCGGAACUAGUACAAAGUCAAAAAUCGACAAUGACUACAUCGCCAAGGUUUGUUUUGGAUCUUCCCUCCAGCCGAACGAGCCUCGUCGGGCCGACAGAGAUGAGCUCAGAGAAUACGAGGCGGAAGAAACGGAACCAACCGAGUGCGAUCCAACUUCUGUGUACGAUUACUGGGCUACCAGGACUAGGCGAUGGCCACAACUGUGUGCGAUGGCUAAGGAUUUGCUGUGUAUUCCUGCCACAAGCGCAGCGAGCGAGCGAGUUUUUAGCGCCGGUAAAGAUGUGUUUGGUAUCGCCAGGAUGAGCCUUAAUCCGGAGACUGUCGAAGCUCUGGUAUGUCUCCGUUCUUGGUACAGAGCAGGUUUAGUAAACGAAGAUGACAUCGAGGGUUUGGAGGAAAUAGAGGAAUUGAAGGAAUAAAAAUAUGUUCACGUUAACCUUACGUUACAUUCAGUCAAAAUCCAGAAGUUCAUUGGUCAAAAGUCAGAAGUUCAUCAGUCAAAACUAACAUCGCUCGUCAUUCGCAAUCAAAUUUUCCGUUAUUUACCUGUUUUUUAUCAUACGCAAUCUUUUUUGAAAGACAUGGGUUUCAUCAGUCUAUACAAGGCCGGUAAAUUGGGUGUGUUCAACGAAAAAGGACGUGGCCAAAGUCUCUGUUUUCUCGCAUCACUGUUUCAUGAAAUAAUGCUCAAGGUCUAUUAAUUAAAAAAAUGUGGUUUGUUGCACUCAUAUGUUAAUUGCUUAACGGCAUAUUAACAUCGCUCGUCAUUCGCAAUCAAAUUUUUCGUUAUUUACCUGUUUUUUUAUCACACGCAAUCCUUUUUGAAAGACUUGUUCUUGGUUUGUUUUCGUAACAAAUGUCAAAUAAUUGCAUGUGUCAUGAAAUUAUGCUCAAGUUUUUUAAAAUAAAGAAAUGUGGUUUGUUGCACUCAUAUUUUUAUUGUCAGUUUAUUAUGAAAAUGGAUUUUAAAUGAAAAA